AUGCUUGCAAGAAACUUGAUCAGAUUAAGAAAUCUUCUGCUCGACUCCGUUGACAUGUCCGGUGUUGCGGUUUCUUCGUUUCUAAACUUGUCUUCUUCGUUACGACGUUUGAGUCUCGGAGAAUGCCAGUUGCACGGGGAGUUUCCGACUGAAAUUUUCCAGUUCCCGAACCUCAAACAUAUAGGUUUAGGUGACAAUGAAGAUCUUAGAGGUUAUCUCCCCAAGACAAACUGGAGUAGUGGCUUUGAGUUGUUGGAUCUUUCCCAUUGUGGUUUUAGAGGGUCAGUUCCAGCAUCAUUUGGGAACCUCACUCAACUCAUGUCCAUCGAUUUAUCUCGAAAUCAGCUUCGGGGACGGAUUCCGGAUAUUUUUCGAAACCAUGGCAAAUUAACUUAUUUGGGACUUUCUUCCUGCAACUUGAGUGGUCCAGUCCCGGAUUCUGUUUUUGGUACCCAUCGCCUUAAGGAACUUCGAUUGUCAUCAAAUAACUUGAGUGGUGUCAUCAGGUCCGGUAUGCUUUCGAAGCUCUCGAGUCUUGAAGUUCUUGAUCUUUCUAAUAAUAGUUUACUAUCAUCGAGUACAAGCGGCAUUGAUGCGAACCAUUCCUUCUCUCGGCUUGCAACCGUUUUGUUCUCUUCUAGUAGCGUAAGGCAUUUCCCGAGUUUCUUUCAAACAUCAAAGUUGGAGUAUUUAGAUCUUUCCAACAACAUGAUUUCCGGUGGAAUUUCCAAAUGGGAGGCUCAAGGGUGGGAAGAACUGUCUGUGUUGAACCUUUCUUAUAACUAUCUGACCACUUUGGAGCAAUUUCCGGGACAGAAAUUGGCAAUACUCGACCUUCGUUCCAACAUGCUUCAAGGCCCAAUUCUCUCGACUUGCUUGAAUCAUCGAACUCCAAAUCCACAGUUGUUCGACGAGUUCUUAAUCUCAGGGAACAAUUUGACAGGAAAUAUCCCUUCUUCCAUCUGCAAUUGGAGUGAACUCACGGUUCUCGACUUGUCCUGGAACAACUUGAGUGGGACUAUACCCGAAUGUCUCGGGAAUUUCAGCAACUCACUUGCGUUCGUCGAUUUGCAGAUGAACAACUUCAACGGAAAGAUCCCAGAUUCUUUCGUGAAUAUUCCUUGA
This is a messenger RNA of Hibiscus syriacus, 1125 nucleotides long. Its product is annotated as receptor-like protein 7. NCBI's taxonomy places the organism in Eukaryota, Viridiplantae, Streptophyta, Magnoliopsida, Malvales, Malvaceae. Gene Ontology annotation, molecular function: protein binding. The record is from RefSeq and is a predicted model, not a curated record. The transcript has a single exon. The coding region runs from base 1 to 1125 and encodes 374 amino acids.